AUGGCUGACACUGAAAAUGGAGACGCUGGGACUGCGCCUGCUGAGCCUCAAGCCCGUCAUAUAGUAUACUGUGGAGUGUGUUCUCUCCCUCCAGAGUACUGUGAAUUCGGCGGCACAAAGAAGAAGUGCGAAGAAUGGCUAGAAAAAUCACACCCAGAUCUCUACCAGAAGCUAUAUUCAGAUGAAACAAUCGCCGCAAACCUCUCCGCAUUAUCAGUUGAAGCCCGUGAGCGAGCAGCAAAAGACGCCGCUAAGAAAGAAGCCAAAGCUGCCCAGGCCGAGAGCCGUGAACAUGAGAAGAAAGCUGCCUCCAAGAUCCUGAUCAGGCGGGUGGAGCGUAAUAAGCGGAAAUUCGUCACUGUUAUAUCUGGCCUUGAGGCACAUGGGUUAGACAACAAGAAGGUGGCCAAGGGACUAGGCAAGAAGUUUGCGACAGGAAGCUCGGUGACGAAGGCUACUGGUGCUGCUGCUGCAACUGGAACAAACGAGGAGAUCACCGUACAAGGAGAUGUCAGUGAGGAGGUGAUGGAAUGGUUACUAGAUAAUUACAAGGAUGUCCCAGAGGACAACUUUGAGUUGGUGGAGGAUAAGAAGAAGAAAUCCGGGGCUGCGGCUGGGGCGCCUCCUGCUUGA
Molecule: messenger RNA, 633 nt
Organism: Trichophyton benhamiae CBS 112371
Lineage: Eukaryota; Fungi; Ascomycota; Eurotiomycetes; Onygenales; Arthrodermataceae
Exons: 4
Coding region: 1-633 (210 amino acids)
Biological process (GO): translation reinitiation; formation of translation preinitiation complex
Molecular function (GO): translation initiation factor activity; mRNA binding
Source: RefSeq, a predicted model, not a curated record